CACAGCUGAGGUGAUGCUCAGACGCACCAAAUUAUAGAGCUGCGUUUUGUGCUCAGACUUUGUCUCACAGUUACUUUCGGUUUACGUAAGCAGUGCUGUUCUGCCUUGGAGAGAGAAAGUAGAAAGAAGUCCGCAGCUGUCAUUAGAUUCCAUAAUCAGCUCUAUUGACAGCAGGUGUGAAUUCAUGUCUGUAUUUCCCCAGCAGAUAUAUACUGCCCAGUGUUGUGCUCGGCCAAAAUAUGACUGAGGUGAUGAUCAACAGCUCCCCCAUGGAGGAUAUGAGGCUCAGCCCGAGCAAGGACAGACUCUCCUUCCAGAUAUUCCCAGACCCCUCAGACUUUGACCGUUGCUGUAAGCUCAAGGAUCGGCUCCCAUCCAUCGUGGUUGAGCCUACCGAGGGAGAAGUCGAGAGUGGGGAGCUUCGCUGGCCUCCAGAGGAGUUUCUGGUCAGUGAAGAGGAGGAGGAGGAAGAAGAGGAGGAGCGGGAUAAUGGCAGCAUCCAAAAUGGACAGCCAACACAGAAUUCUCAGCACUAGAGGCUGUGUUGCAGCACCCAUACUCGAUUGUUCCCGCCCAUUGCCACACUGGUUACACUGCACCUCAGCACUCAAACAACCUGGCAGACACACAUUCAGUGUCUCGUGAUGCCAUCUCGUUGCCCUCGAACCCAAAGCAUCGCACACAAUACACACAGGCAACACUUUCUCACACAAUUUAUUCUCCUUGACUGCAAACCCGCUAAAUCGCACUCCUCACAAAAGAACAGACGAGCACACCUCCAACCUACACAUAGUUCCUACCAUGCCUACCACCGUGUGUGUCUCAGCCCAGAACGGAUGUCCUGUUGGGACAGCGGCAGCUCACUGCUCCAUGGACAGUUCUUACACUGCAGUGGGCUACAACUGCUCUGUACUUUACUCCAAAAUGGCUGGCAUCAUGACCCCAGAGACUUGAUACUCUCAUACAGAACUAUUGUGGUACCCGUGGGGCUUAUGUCUGCAGUAACACUGUCCAUACCUUCUUAGUUUCUGGAUUGAUAUGUUGAUUAUUGUAAUUGCCACUGCUGUCCAUAGAUUUUGUCUUUCUGAGAAGUGAAUGUUUUGUGAUUUUUGUCUGAAAUGGGUGUUUGUGUAAAAUGUUAUCGGGAUUUUCCCCUCCCCUCUUCGUCUAAAAGAUUUUGUGACUUGUGUCAGGCAUUCACAGUACAACAAAACUAAAAGGCAACCUGGAAUUUUUUUUUUUUUUUUUUAAUAAGAAGUGAGCAGGAAAGUGAAAAAAUAAACCAACAUGCCCUGCUAAUGCAAUAAAUUGUACAAAGCCUUUUUGUGCACUGAGGGUGCAGUCACGCUAGGACUCCUGUGAGCCUUUUGACAAACCGUACUUGGAUGACAAAUCAGAAUAGUACAACAUUGAGAACAAAAUCUGACGCAAGCAGGUUUAUUGUUCAAAAGGGCAAAGCUGAGUACUGCAAAUUGUAAUUUUAAAAAAAGCAGUUAAUGAAGCAAUGUACAGACCCAAUGAAGGAUGUGUAAAUACUUGUUCCCAAUGAGCCAACCCCUGAGGCCAUGUAGUGUGCUGAUCUGGUUUGUAUGAUGGGUUUGUUUUUCUUUUAGACUGAGAAUCAUUUUGAGCUGUACACUCCUGAACUGAAAGUUGUUCCUAGUCUUCCUUUUUCUUUAUGGAAACAGCCAUACUGUUAAAGUUCAGGUCGCAGAAAAUUAACUGUGGGACAGAGUUCGCAAAUAAGUAAAGUUAUAUCUGACAGUAUUAAAUUCUGUUAAUUUUGUUUUUUAAAGUCUGGUUUGCCAAAAAGUGGUUGAUGGGAAGUCUUUUAUUCUUUGGUAGUAAUGUCUGGUAUUUGUUCUGCGAUUUCAGAAGUGUGGUGUGUGUGGUAUAUUUUUUUUUUUCUCACUUUUUAAAAUCACCACUUAUAGUUUGUGAAACAAGUCUUGUCAUUUGUAGAAAAUAUUUCACAUUUGUGCACACUAUGAAAUCCUGUUGUACAAGCAUGAUUGAGAAGAUUUGUUUUUGUAACUUCUGAUUUGAGUGGCAUUAGGGCUGUGUACAGAACAUCUCUCUCUUUCUCCUGUCUGUAACCUACAGGUCCCACAUUGUUUUUGUAAAGCUCAGGGAGAUUAGCCGCCAUCUUUCUUUUGUUUUGUUUUGUAUUUAGACCACUUUUCUCUGACAAUUACAGAGGCUGUAAAUAAACCUUUGAAUUUGCUAUCCGAC
This is a messenger RNA of Perca fluviatilis (European perch), 2232 nucleotides long. It is a transcript of the gene lbh, whose product is annotated as LBH regulator of WNT signaling pathway. The transcript is spliced from 3 exons. The record is from RefSeq and is a predicted model, not a curated record. Gene Ontology annotation, cellular component: nucleus. Gene Ontology annotation, biological process: positive regulation of DNA-templated transcription. Bases 240 to 536 code for a protein of 98 amino acids. NCBI's taxonomy places the organism in Eukaryota, Metazoa, Chordata, Actinopteri, Perciformes, Percidae.